AUGCCUAAAUCACCGAUCGAGAUUGUCCUGGGAACAGGAAAUGUUGGAGACAUGUCCAGAGACCCAAUGGCCAAGUUUGACUCGCCAGCAGAAGUUCAAGAGUUUCUCGAUGCCUUUUACAAGAGCGGUUACCGCCAGAUAGAUACCGCCAGAGGCUAUUCACCACACGCUCCAUUGUCCUGUGAGCCCCGUCUCGGUGCAGUCAAUGUCGGGGAUAAGUUCAUCAUUGGCACCAAGGUUGUCUCACGCCCCGAGGGAGCUCAUUCGAAGGACAAGAUCGCGGACAGCGUUGAUGGUUCCUUGGCGGCAUUGAAAGUUCCUCAAGUUGACAUUAUGUAUUUGCAUCAACCUAACCGCAGCGUGCCUUUUGAAGAGACCGCGGAGGCCAUGGACAAGGCCUAUCGGGAGGGCAAGUUUAAGCGAUUUGGAUUGUCCAACUACACGGCUGCCGAGGUUGAGCAGUUCAUCAAGAUUAGCGAAGAGAAGGGGUUUGUAAAGCCAACUGUCUACCAAGGACAGUACAACCCUAUCGUUAGAAGUGGAGAAAAGGAGCUCCUCCCCGUGUUGCAGAAACAUAACAUUGCCUUUUACGCUUGGAGUCCUGGCGCUGCGGGAUUCUUCAAUGGCAACCACAAGAACGCCCAAGCUGGAAGUCGCUACGACACCUCUCAUUUCCUCGGCAACUUUUACACUGCGAGAUAUGUCAAGCCAAGCAUCGAUGCUGCUGCCGACCGCGUGCGAGAAGUCGCCGCAAAUCAUGGCAUCUCUGGACAUGCCGCGUCUCUUCGAUGGACUGCCUACCACAGCGCUCUUUCCGCCGAGCGUGGCGAUGCCAUCAUCAUUGGUGCCUCGAGCAUCAAGCAGCUAAAUGAGAACUUGGAGAUUUUUGAGCAGGGGCCACUUCCGCAGGAUGUUGUUGAUGCAGUUGAUGCUGUCUUUGCAGAAAUUGGAGAUGAUGCGAUUGCGUAUCACAACUAG
Molecule: messenger RNA, 978 nt
Organism: Trichoderma atroviride IMI 206040
Lineage: Eukaryota; Fungi; Ascomycota; Sordariomycetes; Hypocreales; Hypocreaceae
Molecular function (GO): oxidoreductase activity
Source: RefSeq, a predicted model, not a curated record